This is a messenger RNA of Lacerta agilis (Sand lizard), 1618 nucleotides long. RefSeq names its product single-stranded DNA-binding protein 4-like. The transcript is spliced from 17 exons. Gene Ontology annotation, biological process: positive regulation of transcription by RNA polymerase II. Gene Ontology annotation, cellular component: nucleus. Bases 228 to 1520 code for a protein of 430 amino acids. The record is from RefSeq and is a predicted model, not a curated record. Lineage: Eukaryota; Metazoa; Chordata; Lepidosauria; Squamata; Lacertidae. Gene Ontology annotation, molecular function: protein binding; single-stranded DNA binding.
GCAAGGAAGGAGGGAGGGAGGGACGCGCGGAGGGUCUCCUGCAGCCAGCCCGGAGGAGCCAUCACCGCGGCGUCGAGCCAGGCGCGCCCGCCGCUUCCUGGAGCCGAGGAGCCUCGAGGGCGCCAUGCGGCGAUGCUCCCCGGGGUGGCGGCCCCGAUCCUGCCUCUAGCUCCAGGUGCGACCCCCUCCCUCCUCCAGCGACGCCGGAGAGACCCCCCCAGCCAGCCAUGUACGCCAAAGGGAAAGGAUCCGGCGUACCUUCCGACGGGCAGGCGCGAGAGAAGUUGGCGUUGUACGUUUAUGAAUACCUUCUUCACAUCGGGGCGCAGAAAUCCGCGCAGACGUUCCUCUCGGAGAUCCAGUGGGAAAAAAGCAUUACGCUCGGAGAACCGCCCGGAUUUCUGCACGCCUGGUGGUGUGUCUUCUGGGACCUGUACUGCGCCGCGCCCGACCGGAGGGAGACGUGCGAGCACUCGAGCGAAGCCAAGACCUUCCACGAUUACAGCUCCACGGCCGCCCCCAGUCCUGUGAUGGCGAAUGUGGCCCCCGGCGAUGGAAUGGCCCCCAGUCCGAUGAUGUCUGGGUUUUUCCAGGGACAUCCUGGCUCCCAGCCACCCCCCCAGGGCUCGCCACACCACCCCAGUGCCGCGAUGAUGGGGCUGCAAAGUCAGCCGUUCAUGUCUCCACGUUUCCCGGCUGGACUCCGGCCUUCGCUGCGGAUGCCUAGCCAGCCACCGGCGUGCGUGCCUGGCCCCCAGCCUCCAAUGUCCAACGCGAUGGACCCCGCGUCAUGGGUGCAAGGGCACCCCUCCGUGGGUCCGAUGCAGCGCAUGAGCCCCCCACGUGGCCUGACAGGGAUGGCCCCGCAGAGUUACGGUGCCAUGAUGAGACCGCCUCCUGGAUCCUUUGCAGGUCCUGGCAUGCCGCCGAUGAACACAGGUCCUGGAGUGCGAAGCCCCUGGCCAAACAUGAAUUCAAACUCGAUCCCGUAUUCCUCCUCGUCUCCAGGUGGCUACGGGGGCCCCCCUGGAGGUGGAGGCCCCCCCGGCACCCCGCUCCUGCCCAGCCCCGGAGACUCCACCAACUCCAGCGAAAGCAUGUACCUGAUGAAUCCCAUUGGACCCCCCGGAAGUCGGCUCAGCUUCUCCAUGGGGCUGAGCCCGGAAGGCGCGAUGCCCGGAAUGAAUGCCAUGGAGCCGCAACACAUGAACGGAUCCUUAGGUCCUGGUGAAAUGGAACCCAUGUCGAAGGCUUCUCCCAGCAGCCUGGCGCCUUUGAGCAACCCCCCUGGCACCCCUCGGAACGACGGCGAGAUGGGCGCCGGCUUCCUCAACCCGUUCCAGACCGAGAGCGCGAGGUCCUGCGUGGAGCGACGCCCGCGGCGGGGGCGAGGGUCCCGGGGUGCCCGUGGUCCGCGUGGGGGGCGGGGCGCCCCGUGGCCAGGCAGGACCGGCCCAGCCACCCCCAACGCCGAGAAUACCAUCUCGUACUGGAAACAGGGGCAGCUGUCUGAGUUGUGACCCCGGGGGGCCGCUGCCCCCCCCAUGUCUCUCGCCAUGGACCCCAAACGCUCCAGUGACAUCUUGUCUCCCUAGCACCCGCCCCCUUGGAUACGACC